Molecule: messenger RNA, 1501 nt
Organism: Cajanus cajan (pigeon pea)
Lineage: Eukaryota; Viridiplantae; Streptophyta; Magnoliopsida; Fabales; Fabaceae
Gene: ZIM
Product: GATA-type zinc finger protein with TIFY domain-containing protein
Biological process (GO): regulation of DNA-templated transcription
Molecular function (GO): protein binding; zinc ion binding; sequence-specific DNA binding
Source: RefSeq, a predicted model, not a curated record
GGUCACUUUUCUCACCUCCCUUUUCCUCAAUCAAUUCCUCUGUUGUCCUUCUCCACAACAAUUCACCCUCACUUCCCUCCUUUCUCCCUUUCUCCCUCACCUCACACACUUAUCACUCCAAAUUCCAAUCAAAUUCAAGCUCCUUCUAGGGUUAGGGUUUCCAACUUCCCCCCAAUUACCCCUCUAAUGCGGUGCGCUUCCCCAUGGACCCAGCACCAAUGUACGGACACUCCCAGCCCUUGAACAUGCCCCCGCAGAUCGAAAGCGACGACGGCUCCGGCGCCGAGGCCGCCGUCGACGCCCACCACCACCACAUUCAGUACGAAACGAAUGCGCUCGAAGACGGUGCCGCCGCCGCCGGCGUCGUCGUCGAAGAUGUUACAUCCGAUGCGGUCUAUGUCUCCGGCGGUGGAGGCCCCGAAGAGUCCAGCCAGCUUACGCUGUCGUUUCGUGGCCAAGUUUACGUUUUUGAUGCCGUUACGCCUGACAAGGUUCAAGCGGUGUUGUUACUUUUGGGUGGAUGUGAGCUAUCAUCUAGUGGUUCGCCAUGUGUGGAUGCGGUUAAUCAACAGAAUCAGAGGGGUUCAACGGAAUAUCCAGCAAGAUGUAGUCUACCACAGCGAGCUGCCUCAUUAGAUAGGUUCAGGCAGAAGAGGAAAGAGCGCUGCUUUGAUAAAAAAGUGAGAUAUAGUGUACGGCAAGAAGUUGCGCUCAGGAUGCAUCGUAAUAAGGGUCAGUUCACUUCGUCUAAGAAACAAGAUGGAGCUAAUAGUUGGGGUACAGACCAAGAUUCAGGACAGGAUGAUAGUCAAUCAGAAACCUUAUGCACACAUUGUGGCAUUAGUUCAAAAGCCACCCCGAUGAUGCGGCGAGGACCAUCUGGUCCAAGGUCACUUUGCAAUGCAUGUGGGCUGUUUUGGGCAAAUAGGGGUGCUUUGAGAGACCUUUCUAAGAGAAAUCAUGAACUCGCUCUUGUACCAGUUGAGCAGGUUGAUGAACGGAAUGACUCAGACUGUCGGACUGCUGCCGAUCCUGCACAUAACAAUCUUGCUGCUUUCUCAGCAUGAUAAUCCCAGCUUUCGUAGCUAAUCCUUGAGUUUUCCAGUCUCAGAAAAUGCUUGAAUCGUGGACUCUGGCAUAAGUAGGUUUAUAGUAAUUUCAUUCAGAUUGACCAAUAGAAUGUACAGAUAUCACAAUACUCCCAUCAAUGCAAGAACUUUGUUCCUAUGAUUGGAUCAGUGGUAUUAAUCGUUGAUCUCCGGAUGUAUAACCUUAAAUUUAAAUGAUGGCUCGGCGAUAGUCUGACCCAAUACCUUGAAUUUAAGUUUACCUGUAGAUUUUUGUUAUACAGGAUUCCUUUGGCAACUCACAACUGUGACAUUUGGCAACUCACAAAUCGAGUCUUGCAAGUCAAAAGUUAGCCAAUUGGAUUCCUUAAUUAUUUUUACAACAGAUGGCUGCUAUAUGCAAGCUAUAUGAAUAUAGAAAAGUGUUUUGUGGA